AUGGCCGGAAGGUGGCCCACGCAACUUUGGAACUUCGCCGGAAAAUUUUCUUUGGACAGCUACAGUACUGCCGGAGAUUUUCACUGGGAUUUGGUCGUCGGACAGGUAGAGUAUAAACAGUUAGACAAGCUGCGUAAUGUUCUUUUGAAUGUUCCAUUUGUUGGCUUAACAGCAACUGCUACAGAAAAAGUUCGGAGUGACAUUAUGAACUCCUUGCAGAUGAAAGACCCUCAUGUUGCUAUUGGCUCAUUUGAUCGCAAAAAUCUUUUCUAUGGAGUCAAAUCUUUUAGUCGUAGUUCUCAAUUUGUUGAUCAGCUGGUGGAGGAGAUCUCUAAAUAUGUGGAUAACGCAAAUUCAACAAUAAUAUAUUGUACAACUGUCAAAGACACUGAAGAGAUCUUCAAAUCACUUCAUGAGGCAGGAAUCAAAGCUGGAAUCUACCAUGGGCAAAUGGCUAAUAAAGCACGUGAGGAGUCUCAUAGGUCAUUUAUCAGAGAUGAAUUCUAUGUCAUGGUUGCAACUGUUGCUUUUGGCAUGGGUAUAGAUAAACCAAACAUAAGGUAUGUGAUACACUACGGCUGCCCAAAGAGUCUGGAGUCUUACUACCAGGAAAGUGGACGAUGCGGCAGAGAUGGUAUUCCUUCAGUUUGCUGGCUUUACUACACAAGAAGUGACUUCACAAAAGCUGAUUUCUACUCUGCAGAAGCUCGUUCAGCAGCUCAAAGAAAAGCUAUUAUGGAAGCAUUUUCUGCUGCACAACAUUAUUGCAUGCUGUCAACUUGUAGACGAAAAUAUUUGUUGGAUUACUUUGCUGAUGAGUAUGACCAUGAUGAUUGUGGAAACUGUGAUAUUUGCACUAGCUCAAUGAAGGAAAAGGACUUGUCCCGAGAAGCAUUUCUUCUUAUGGCCUGUAUUCAGUCAUGUGGAGGCCGUUGGGGCUUGAAUCUGCCCAUAGGCAUUCUUCGUGGAUCUCGAACCAAGAAAAUUGUUGACGCUCAGUUUGAUAAGCUUCCAUUUCAUGGUCUUGGGAAGGAGCUAUCUGCAAAUUGGUGGAAGGGACUGGCUUACCAAUUGAUUUCACGUGAUUAUUUGGUAGAAACCUUCAAAGAUAUGUACAAAACUGUGAGUGUCAGUGAAAAGGGUUUGCAGUUUCUAAGAUCAAGUAACCCUGAUCAUCAACCUCCACUGUUUUUGCCGGAGACUCCUGAAAUGGAUCUUCAUGAGAAAAAUAGAGAUACACCCAAUGAAGUGAGUGAAAUCAAUGGUUUGGCUUCAAAGGAAUUUGAAGGAGUUUCACAAGCUGAAACUCAAUUGUACAAAAUGCUUAUAGAAGAGAGAAUUAAGCUUGCCAGAGCUACUGGAACUGCUCCGUAUGCAGUCUGUGGAGACCAAACAUUGAAAAGGAUAAGCUUGACCAGGCCUUCUACAAAAGCAAGACUAGCUAAUAUAGAUGGUGUAAACCAGCAUUUCAUAAAACUGUAUGGGGAUAAUUUUCUUCAAAGCAUUAAGCGUCUAUCAGAAGCUUGCAAUCUUUCUUUGGAUGGGGAUUCAAGCAGUCAAACCUCUGUUCCCAGUAAGAUUGUCACGGUUCCAAGCAAUAAAAAAUUAACACCAGCAAAAUUUGAAGCAUGGAAGAUGUGGCAUGAGGAUGGUCUUACGUUCAAAGAAAUUGCUAAUUUUCCUGGUAGAGCAGCAGCAAUAAAGGAACAAACUGUGCUAGAGUAUAUACUCGAAGCUGCACGAGAGGGAUGCAAAAUGAAUUGGACCAGGUUUUGUGAGGAGACUGGGUUGACAAGAGAGACAUUCUUGAGUAUCCAGAAUGCUGUCUCAAAAGUUGGUAAAGAAAAAUUGAAGCCCAUCAAAACUGAGUUACCAGAAGAGGUAAGUUAUGGUCAGAUAAAGGCAUACUUGACGAUGCAAGAGGCAGGAGUAUCAGCUGAAGUAUUUUCAUCCAAUUAUGAGCGAAGUUGCAAUGGAGAUGAAUGCUUGAAUGAAAUACCAGAUAUACUACAGAGCGUUCCAUCUGACGUGCAGGGAGAUGAUGGCGUAGUUGAAGCACCUGUUGUCACUGGUACAAAGGGUGCUUCUCCUGGGAAGACUGAAGGAGCAGAAUCUCAUCUCCUGACUGAGACGAACAGGAAAGAAGCUGCAUCCAGUGAAGGUGAUUUGCUCAUUCCUACAAAACGCCAAAGGAUCGAAGCAGCAGAAGUCAAAAGUUUUAGGACUCUGGAUGCCACAGAAGAAUCCAUAUUGAGCUGGCUCAAGAACUUUGAUGAUGGGGUCACCCUUUCUGAUCUUUUGGAGCACUUCAACGGGGCCACUGAAAAAUCUUUAUUCGAUCUGCUUAGUUACCUUGAAGGUGAGUUUUUGAUUUAUAGGAAGAACAACCUAUACCAGCUUAUGUAAUCAAUCUUGGGGGAAGAAUUGCUGUAAUUGGUGAACUUAGUUAAUGGCUUCUUUUAAAUCUAUUUCUACUCUGUUAUUUGCCCCCCAUUU
Molecule: messenger RNA, 2496 nt
Organism: Nicotiana tabacum (common tobacco)
Lineage: Eukaryota; Viridiplantae; Streptophyta; Magnoliopsida; Solanales; Solanaceae
Source: RefSeq, a predicted model, not a curated record